AGACGUAAACGAACAGCACUUGCCAAAUCAUUGCAAUUUCACCUCAGUUGGAAUUAAUCAAGCAAAUAGACAUGACGAAAAAUAAUAUUUUAUUCCGUGUUGGAGCACUAUUUUUCCUAAUUUCAUUAUUUAAUUCGGGUACAGCCAAUAAAUUUGAUGGAACUGAGCUGUAUAGUGUUUCUCCGGAGUCAAGUUCGCAUAAUGACGCGCAUAUAUCUUUGGUGAGAUUGCGUGAAAAGCGCCAGGCACCGACAAAUUAUUCUAAAAAUCAGUAUGACAGUGUGUCACAGAAUGUGAACGCGACUGCCGGUGAUGCUAAAAAGACCACUGAAACAGCUGCCACAUCGAAUAUAUCAUCGAUUGUGGUGCCAUAUAAUGCAGCCGAUAGACCACUUUUGGGUGUAAAUGGUACUGGUCAAAGAAAGGAUGUAGUAGGCGUACAGUUGUCGCAGCCAAAGCCUACAAUUUCCGUUCCCAUCCAAUUGUCGGUAGGUGCAGCGGCCGGCUCACCAACGCUAACUAAAACUACCACGUUAACGCAGGAAACUAAAGUCAUUGAUCAGUCGACUGAAACGGCAGAAGAAAAACUUAUAGAUAACGUAGAUGUGCCUGAUAAUGAAACACUCAGUGAAAUCGAAAAAACGAAUUAUUCGGUCAAUGUUACCAAUGACUAUCACAUCUACUAUAACAGCUCCAUAUACGUCGACCAGGCAGAGGCGGAUCGAGUUUGGGAAUCAGUGAAGAACUCUACACACAAUUCCAUGCUAUCGCAAUCCCACCGACGUGCUAUGACUGUUGAAUUGAAAUUCGAUUUCCCGUUCUACGGUCAUCCUGUGCGAAAUAUUACGGUGGCUACUGGUGGUUUUCUCUACACUGGCGAUUAUGUGCACUCUUGGCUAGCGGCAACGCAGUAUAUUGCACCGUUGAUGGCUAACUUCGAUACAAGUUUGUCAAAUGAAUCGUUUGUACGAACUAAUGAUAACGGCACCGCUUUUACUGUAAUUUGGGAGAAAGUUUCAUUGCAAGACAAAAAAGACGUGGGAAAGUUCACUUUUAGCGUAACUCUACAUGAUAAUGGCGAUAUUGUUUUCAUUUACUAUAACGUACCAAUCGAUAUCAAUGCCAUUCAAGAUGAUAAGCAUCCCGUUAAAGUGGGUCUAUCUGAUGCGUACAUAAUUGACAAGACCGUUUUCUACACACGCAGGAAGACUAUUUAUGAAUAUCAUCGCAUCAAUUUCUCUAAUAACGGUAUAUCGAAUGCAACCGUCAUUUACUUGCAAGCGCUACCCACUUGUCUUGAUUACAAAGACUGUGAGGCAUGCAUAAAUCAUAAGACUUCAUUUGAUUGCGCAUGGUGUCCAACUUUAAAUAGAUGCUCAACCGGCACAGAUCGUAGGAAGCAAGAUUGGCAACAAAAGGGAUGUGAUCGUACGCAAAUCGUUGAUAUAUCUGCGUGCCCUGCACUUGGACAGAAAGGUAACAAUGCACCUGGCAGCAGCAGCACAAAUGCCAGCACGAACACUACACCAACUAAUUUGCCCACUGAAAGUGUUAACAACAACACCGCACAUGAAAGUAGCACGCAUAUAAGUGAGACGAAUAACGCAACGGUUUCUCCAGUACAUGAUGACAACCAGGCGGCGAAAGUAACAAAAGAAGCUUUGGCAACACACGCCGAGUCGAAAAGUAUGGGGCUGGCUCUCGGUUUCUUAGUGCCCAUCUGUCUAGUGCUAACUGUCAUGUUAUGGGUGUUUUAUGCGUACAGAAACCCACACACUAAAAGCGGUCAACUGCUUAUACAGUCAAAGCACUUGCAUCAGUACCGUCCAAGUCAGUGGGGAUGGCGACGUGGAGAGGCGCGUUACACAGCGGCAACGAUUCAUAUGUAAUGUAAUUAUAAAUUUCCCACUCUUUUCCUGGCAUAUGGAAAUGUCAAAACAUAUAUUUCAAUGCUGCUGCAUGUAUUGAACAAUUUAGACAUUUUGUUGAUUGAAUUAAUUCUUUAUAACUGUAAUUUUAUUAAUAACAUUAUGCAAAUGAAAAUCUAUUGGUUCUAUAGUGAAGUUAUUGUACUGUAACUCACCUAUUACUAUUCGCUACCUUUCAAAUUAGUUUCAACUUAAGUGCAAGGACACUCCGAAUAUAACCCGAAAUUAAAACAAACAAGUAGUAAAAAAAUAUAUAUUUGAAAAAACAACUUCUGCUUACACAGAUAGGAAGUUUUUGCAGAGUAUAUAUUCACUUGCAUACAUGUAUAUGGUAAGGUGAAUAUACGAGCGUCCCAAUCAACGUUAUUUCUUGUCGUGUUUAUUGCAUUAAUUUAAUAUAUGUGUGAGUGUUUGUUUUUCGUUACUAAUAUGAUUUAUACCCUAAAUAUAAAUAGUUCCGUACUGUCUGUUUUAUUCAAAAAUUUUAUAAACUAUAAAUUUUUUUAAGCGUUCCAUAGCUAAAUUGUAUAAAUAAAUUUAUUUUAAUUUUCGUUCGUAGAUUUGUAAUUUUUGUUUAUGUAUUUUAACUUUACGUACUUUUAAACAAUUGUUCUUUAUUUCCUUUUUUGUGAAUAUACUUUAAAAAUAAAUGUAUCAACUCUUUAAUGACACUUAUCUAGCUGUGCAUAAGCACAGUUUUUAAAGUAAACCAGAUGUAUUCGGAUUUAAUAUAUAAUUUUUAAAACAAUUACUUUUUAAGCGAUAAACAAACAGAGCAACUUGCUUGCUUCUUAGUAUCAAAUCUUUAAUGCCACUUCUCUAGCUGGGGUUAUGCACAGUUUUUAAUGUAAACCAGAUAUAUCCGGAUUUUAAAUAUAAUUUUUAAAACAAUUACUUUUUAAGAAUAAAAAAAGCGAUAAACAAACAGUGAUAACAACUUAGGGCCAAUUUUUCCAGUGCAAUUAUAACAGAGCGUGUGACUCAUGUUUUCCCCCAUUGCUAUAUAGAAGUAUUUGCCCUUGUCAAAACUAAAUGCAAAAAAAAAUGUUUAUAUUUGUGUUAUUUUUAAAGAUUAAAAAACAGGUUUUUUAUUUGAAUGAUUCAUUCAAUUGCCGAUUGUAAUACAAAUGUUUCCACAUACUUGAUAAGCGCCUUUUUUCAAAACUUUGGCGAAAAAUAAUGUUGGCUUUAUAGCGGUUUUAUUAAAUUUAUUGGAAUCAAGUUUAUAAAAUGUGUAUUAUUUAAAUAAUUUAACUCGGUACACGUUUUACAAACGUUCGAAGGGUUCAAUUAUAUAUUUUUUAGAAAAAUUAUAUUGUAUUAGAAAUAUAGCUGUAAAGGCACUUCCCGUCUGAUAUAUUUUUUAUUUCCAUUGAAGAUUAUAGUAAAUUUUUUUAGUAAAAUUUUACAACGAUCUAUUAUUUAUAAAUUAACGGCGCUUCUAUUAUUGCAAUUUGAAAUUUUGAAAUUUUUAAAAUGACGUGUUGAGUCUCAGCACCCGUUUCCCGUACAGAAUUGCAGGCAGAUAUCUUUAGUAAUGCACAUUAUAUAUAUUUAUUAUUGCAAUAUUCUUAAUAUAUAUCAUACAGCAAUAAAAAUAAAUUACGUAAAUUAGAAGAAAUGUCGAUAGUUGCCGUAUACUUAUGUAUGUGUAUCCAACAAGAAGUCAUAUCAAUAACAUUUUGCCGUCAAAUGGUUAACUAUUGCAUUUGUAAAUGUGUGUGGUUUUAUGUCUAAACGUAGAAUUCCAUGUAGCGUAAUGGUAAAUAUGUAAACACAUUUAAUAUUGGUUGGCAUUUCCCACGAAAAUUGUAUUUUAUUGGAGAAAACAUAAAUAAUUCUAAAAUUACAUUUGCCAAAUAAUUGUUGGUAUGAUUUGAAUAAAGAAUCAUCUAAAAUCUAAUACACUCGUAUUAUCACUACAGAAAUAAACAAAUUUCUAUAAAAGCAAUUCGUCACCUAGUGUUAGCAAACAAUAUUUUCAAAAACAACAUUGUAUAGUAUAUAAAACACCACACACGCCUUAUGUACGAGUAUAUUUGUAUGUUAUAGUUAUUAUGGAAUAAACGUAUAUAUCGACAAUGCGUUAACAACAACAGCAA
This is a messenger RNA of Zeugodacus cucurbitae (melon fly), 4030 nucleotides long. Its product is annotated as plexin domain-containing protein 2. The transcript has 10 exons. Bases 72 to 1889 code for a protein of 605 amino acids. NCBI's taxonomy places the organism in Eukaryota, Metazoa, Arthropoda, Insecta, Diptera, Tephritidae. The record is from RefSeq and is a predicted model, not a curated record.